AUGUCUACAACAGCUACAGAUAAUUGGAUUACUGAACAAGUAUAUUUACCCACAACUUUUCCAACUUCGGCUAAAAUAGUCAAAUUGUAUAUUAAUGUUAAUGACGAGAUAAACAAAGGAGACAGAAUACUAGCUUAUCAAUAUACCGACGAGGAAGAUUAUUUAAUUUCUAGCGAUGAUUUAUCUAAUACUAAAAAAAGAAAAGUGGAUAGAGUAGCUAUUUUUGAAAGUCCCUCAAUGGGCAAAGUUACUAAAAUUAUGUGCAAAAUAGGAGAUUCUAUGGAUCAAUUAUCUUGCAGUAAUGGCAGUAACGCACGACCCAUUUUAGAAUUACAGAAUGGAUGUUCCCACCAAAUGUUAUAUGGGGGAUUAUGUGUACGCUGCGGUAAAGUGUUCGAUCCAGAAAAUGUUCCUAAUAUUGACACUUCUGAUACUUUUUCUAAUGGUCUACUUAGUGCUAAUGGAAGUAUUUCUUCCACUACUAAAAGCUCUGGAGCACUUAAUAAUAAAACCAACUUGAUGGCCAUUUCCCAUUCAAACUUAGAUAUUAAAGUCACUGGUUCAGAAGCAGCCAAUAUAGCGGAUCAGCAUACUAGACAACUACUAAAGCAGAGAAAAUUGAUUUUGGUUGUUGAUUUAGAUCAAACAGUAAUCCAUUGUGCAGUAGAUCCUACCAUAGGCGAAUGGCAAAAUGAUCCUAGCAACCCAAAUUAUGAUAUGCUACAAGACGUUAGGUCCUUUAUACUUCAAGAAUCGCCGCUUAUACUUCCAUCUACAAGUACUAAUGCCCUAGUGCUCAACCAUGCAUAUAAAAGAGAAUGUAAAUAUUACGUGAAAAUGAGACCUGGGUUGCAAAAAUUUUUCCAAGAAAUAUCGCAGUAUUUUGAACUACAUAUUUAUACUAUGGCCACAAGGGCUUACGCAUUGGAGAUUGCCAAAAUCAUUGAUCCAGAUGGUAAAUUAUUUGCAGAUAGGAUACUUUCUAGAGAUGAAAAUGGAUCUUUAACACACAAAUCCUUGGAACGAUUAUUUCCAACAGACCAAUCUAUGGUUUUGGUUAUUGACGAUAGAGGAGAUGUGUGGAAUUGGUGUGAGAAUUUAAUCAAAGUUGUUCCAUAUAAUUUUUUUGUUGGUAUAGGUGAUAUUAAUUCUACUUUCCUACCCAAUAACAAUAUCAUCGAUAACAGUGUCCAACGUAGCAAUGCAGUUGCUAGUAAAGAUAAGGGGAAAGAGAUUGAAGAAAAAGAAAAAAAAUUAGGGCAGGAAACUGCUAAUGGUUUAGGUACAACGUUGAUACCUGAAGCCUUACAAACUAGUGAGAUUCAAAAUAUAAGUAGGGAAAUACAAGAUGAAGAACAAUUUAAAUUGGAUAAAAUGAUUAAGGAAGCAAGGCUUUUACCGACCACUGCACCAACUCUAUCAGAUAUAGAAGAUCUUGAUGACACUGAAAACAAUGGUGGGACUUCUUCUGCUGUUCCCCCUAUGGAUACAGAGAAAGUCGGUAAGGAGAAAACCGAUGCAGUAAUUGGUGAAAUUGAACAUUCUGCGGUUAUUGAGGUACAACAUGAAGAUAGACCUUUAGCUGAAAUACAAAAAAGGUUAGACAUUGAAAAUAAAAGACAAAAUGAUAGUAAUAUUCGUGACAAUGACAACAAUAACGGCACCAAUAACAAGAAUAAUAGUAAUAUUGCUAAUAAACUUUUCAAAGUUUUAAGUGAUAAUGAUGUUGAGUUAGAAUAUCUAGGUCCUAGACUAGUAGAUAUACAUCAUAAUUUUUAUGACUUGUAUAAUAAAGAUGAUAAUAGUAGUCUUCCUAGACCUGAUUUGAAAUUAUUGGUACCUGCAUUGAAAAGAAAAGUUUUCGAAACUUGUCACUUUGUAUUUUCUGGUAUUUUCCCCUUAGGAGUGGACUUGCAUAAAGUAGACAUUGUAAUAUGGUGUGAAACUUUUGGGGCUACAAUUACCGAUGAUAUCACAUUAAAAACAACACAUUUAAUUACCAAGAAACCAAGCACUUUAAAGGCAAGAUUAGCGGAUAAAUAUAAACCAGAUGACAUUAAAAUUGUUCAUCCUGAUUGGAUAUUUGAUUGUCUUUUGCAUUGGAGUAAAGUUGACGAAACCCCGUACAAGUUAAAAGUGGAUGGUAUUCCUGUAUCUUCUGAGGAAUAUGCUACAUUUUUAACGAACUUAGAUAAGUAUAGUAACACUCAUACUCAUGAUAUUAACGAAGAGGAGGAACGAGAACAAGGAGAAGAAGAGCUGAAGUAUUUGUUGAAUGAUGAAAAUAAGGAUUGGUUGGAUGAUGAUGAUGAUAAAAUGGAUGAAUUUUUAAAUAGUGAUGAUGAAGAAGAGGAAGAAGAAGAAGAAGAAGAAGAAGAAGAAGAAGAAGAAGAAGAAGAAGAAGAAGAAGAGGAAGGAAACAGUGAAAAUCGCAUGAAUAAUGGUGGUAGUAAUAACAAGAGGAAGAUAGAAGAUGAAGAAAGAAGCAAAUACAAUGGUAAUAAUCUUAAUGGAACUGCUAGUCCGAAAAGGGUUAAGUUUUUGAUUUCAAAAAAUAAUGCUAAUGAUAUCAUUGAUAAUGAAAAUGAAGAUUCUAAAAAUAUCAAGACCAAUAGUACAAAAACUGAUGUUAAUCAUGUAAAUAAGGCCGUUAACAAUGAUACAGACACAAUUUCUGUUGAUACUACUGAUAAAGUAGAUGACAAUUUCGAACAUAGUAAUCACAAUAAUAUUAGUAGUGAAGAAGACAAAGAUUUGGAGGAUUUAGAGGCAGAAUUGUUGCUAGAACUAGAGGAAUGA
Saccharomycodes ludwigii is the source of this 2799-nucleotide messenger RNA. It is a transcript of the gene FCP1, whose product is annotated as protein serine/threonine phosphatase. The record is from RefSeq and is a predicted model, not a curated record. Gene Ontology annotation, cellular component: nucleus. Bases 1 to 2799 code for a protein of 932 amino acids. Lineage: Eukaryota; Fungi; Ascomycota; Saccharomycetes; Saccharomycodales; Saccharomycodaceae. Gene Ontology annotation, molecular function: RNA polymerase II CTD heptapeptide repeat phosphatase activity. The transcript has a single exon.